This is a messenger RNA of Pistacia vera, 913 nucleotides long. Its product is annotated as 40S ribosomal protein S7. NCBI's taxonomy places the organism in Eukaryota, Viridiplantae, Streptophyta, Magnoliopsida, Sapindales, Anacardiaceae. Gene Ontology annotation, biological process: translation; ribosomal small subunit biogenesis; rRNA processing. The record is from RefSeq and is a predicted model, not a curated record. The transcript has 7 exons. The coding region runs from base 104 to 679 and encodes 191 amino acids. Gene Ontology annotation, molecular function: structural constituent of ribosome. Gene Ontology annotation, cellular component: small-subunit processome; ribosome; cytosolic small ribosomal subunit.
CUCUGUUAAGCAGACGAAGCAGCAGCAGCAGUUAGGGUUUACCCAAUCCGUACAGAUCCAACGACCCUCCUUCGCUUCACUGCUAGAUUGGUCAAGAGUCAAGAUGUAUACCACCAAGAGGAAAAUCCAAAAAGACAAGGAUGCCGAGCCCACUGAAUUUGAAGAGACAGUUGCACAGGCAUUGUUUGAUUUGGAGAAUACCAACCAGGAGUUGAAAAGUGACUUGAAAGAUCUUUUCAUUAACCAAGCAAUUCAAAUGGAUGUUUCUGGAAAUCGCAAAGCCAUUGUUGUUUAUGUUCCUUAUAGACUGAGGAAGGCUUACCGCAAGAUUCAUCUUCGCCUUGUUAGAGAGCUGGAGAAGAAAUUCAGCGGAAAGGAUGUUGUUAUGAUUGCCACCCGAAGGAUAUCAAGGCCACCAAAGAAAGGCUCUGCUGUUCAGCGACCUCGCUCCCGCACACUUACAGCUGUUCAUGAUGCCGUCCUUGAGGAUGUAGUUUAUCCAGCUGAGAUUGUUGGGAAACGUGUUAGAUACCGUCUCGAUGGCUCCAAAAUCAUCAAGAUUUUCUUGGAUCCCAAGGAGAGAAACAACACUGAGUACAAGCUGGAGACAUUUUCAGGAGUCUACAGGAAGCUUACUGGGAAAGAUGUUGUUUUUGAUUAUCCAAUUACAGAGGCAUGAAGAGUUGGGAAUGGCUUUAUGUUUUGCGUUGUUAUUUAAAUUGAGCUUUACAAUUGCUUUGAAUAGGGUACUACAAAUUUUGACUCUGAAAUUUGGUAUGAUGCCUCUCUUUUGCAAAAUAGGACAGAUUAAACUUAUUUGAUUUUCAAUCUCUUUCUCUUGCAAAUUGUUGAGCUGGAAAAACCUCAUACCUUUGCGUAGAAGUGAAAUUUAUUUGUUUAGUGUGUUACAAUA